GACUCCCUUCCGGAAGCGACCUUGACGGAGCCAAAUUUGAAGGGAGACUAGAAGCUUGCGUGACCGAUUGUUCCGGCCCAGUUUUGGAGACCACGGACCCCAGGACCCCUUUCCCUGCCCCCAGGCCCGCCCCGGGCUCUGCUGACGGACUCCCCGUGCAGAGGCGCGGGGGGCUGGGAUGCCGAUCCGCGCGCUCUGCACCAUCUGCUCGGACUUCUUUGACCACUCCCGGGAUGUGGCGGCCAUCCAGUGCGGGCACACCUUCCACCUGGCGUGCCUCAUUAAAUGGUUUGACACAGCUCCAAGUCGUACAUGUCCACAAUGUCGGAUCCAGGUUGGCAAAAGAGCCAUUAUCAAUAAGCUGUUCUUUGACUUUGCACAGGAAGAGGAAACAGCCUUGGAUGCAGAGACCUUAAAGAAUGAACUGGAUAAGACUAAAGCCCAGCUAUCCUUGAAAGUAAAAGAGAAGAAAGAUUGCCAGUCUAUCAUUGACUCUUUGCGAGAAGUACUAGAUGUGCGCAAUGUUACCAUAGAGUCACUGCAAAAGGCCCUGGGCGAGUCAGAAAUGCUGUGUUCAACCUUCAAGAAACAGAUUAAGUACUUGGAGCAGCAGCAGGAUGAGACCAAGAACAUGAAAGAGGAGGCCUGCCGCCUGAGGAACAAAAUGAAGAGCAUGGAACGGCUCGAGAUCCUGCUCCAGAGCCAGCGCCCAGAGGUGGAACAGAUGAUCCGAGACAUGGGAGCAGGCCCAUCAGCCAUGGAACAACUGGCUAUAUACUGUGUAUCACUGAAGAAAGAGUAUGAAAAUCUCAAAGAGGCCCGUAAGGCUUCGGGUGAACUGGCAGAUAAGCUAAGGAAGGAUUUGCUUUCUUCUAAUAACAAGUUACAAAAGGCACUCUCUGAGCUUGAUAAUGUCAAGGAGGAACUGAAAUCAACCCAGAAGGAUUUACAGAAUGCAGACAAGGAAAUCACGAGCUUAAAGAAGAAGCUGACGAUCCUACAGGGGACCCUGAACUUGCCAUCCUACACCAGUGAGACCCUCAGUCGGCUUGUCUUAGAGAGCCCGGCUCCUGUGGAAAUGCUGAACUUAAAGUUGCGCCAGCCAGCCCGUGGUGAGGACAUUGAUCUGAAUGCCACUUUUGAUGUGGACACACCCCCAGCCCAGCCCCAUAGCUCCAAGCUUGUCCCAGCUAAGAAGCUCUGCCUGGAGAAGUCAAGCUCCCUGACUCCUGGCAUCUCCAGAAAAGACAAUAAAGACCCCAUGAAGGUGAAUGGUCUUUCUCUUGGGGGUCAGCAUUGGGCUGGAGAACAAGAUGAUGAGCUGGUGGGGAACUUUCCCUCAUUCAUUCGGAAUGCUGUCCUGGGCAAGAAGAGACCCCUGGGCAACCUGGGGGACCCGUGCAGGAAUAGUGGAACUGUAAGAACAGGCUUUGAUGGACUUGGAGGAAGAAGCAAGUAUAUUCAACCCACUGACCCUUCUGUCAUCCGUCCACUACCUGUAAAGCCUAAGCCCAGGCGCAAAGCAGUGUCAAGGAAAGCAGCUCCCUCUGUCCAGGCUAGGUUGGAUACUUUCCUGAGAUAACCUGGAGGCCCACGUUGGGGCCAGAGCACACAUGAAAAGGCCACUGGGCAUUGUCACUUGCUCUCCAGGCUUCUGAGAGACAGGGUUGCCUAUUGGCAGGGGAUGUGUGGGAGCAGGAGUGGGGAGCAGCUCCUGUAAACCCUGCAGCCCACUAGGUGGAGGCACCACUGACACAGAGUGCAGCAUCUACCAUCACUGGGGGCCCAGAGAGCCACCCAGGGCACUUACUGCUCAAGGUCCCCAAUGGGGACUCCUUCUGCACCCUCACAACAUGUGCAGCUGGCUCUGGCCGGGCCUAUGGUGGCUUAUGAAUGAGCAUCGGGGGCAGGGGCCAUAAGCAGCAAAGUUCCCAUAGCAUGGUUCCCUCCCUUCCCUGUGUUACCUCUUUCUGCCUUCUAGGUUCAGGCAGCUUAGACUAUGGUACAUUUUAAAAAACUCCUCCAAUGCUCAAGGCCUUGAUUCUCUUACCUCACCCCGCAUCCUGCACCCAAAUACUCCCUGAUUAGAGUGCAGUUUUUCUUCCUUGUGACCAAAAUGGACCCCAGAGCCCAGACCCGCUCCCCCUCUGGCCCUGUGGGGCCGAUGUAGGUCCAAUCCCUUCUGCCCCUUUAGCCAGACCAGACCCCUCCGGCAGACACUCUGCCUUUGUGACUUCAGCUGUCCUGGUCAGCUCGGAGAAGAGUGAAGCGAGGACAGCCUGCUUUCUUGUGAAGGUGAUGGGCUUGCCAUGGAGUGUCAUGGGCCAUGCCUAGUGUUCUUGUGAGGAUCCACGUGAAAUAAAGGUAGUUUCACA
Trichosurus vulpecula (common brushtail) is the source of this 2375-nucleotide messenger RNA. It is a transcript of the gene TRAIP, whose product is annotated as TRAF interacting protein. The transcript is spliced from 15 exons. The record is from RefSeq and is a predicted model, not a curated record. Bases 179 to 1582 code for a protein of 467 amino acids. NCBI's taxonomy places the organism in Eukaryota, Metazoa, Chordata, Mammalia, Diprotodontia, Phalangeridae.